Drosophila navojoa is the source of this 948-nucleotide messenger RNA. RefSeq lists its product as uncharacterized. Lineage: Eukaryota; Metazoa; Arthropoda; Insecta; Diptera; Drosophilidae. The record is from RefSeq and is a predicted model, not a curated record.
AGCACGAGAACAAAAGAAAGUACAGCCACAAGCCCCCUUGCCUCUGUAGAAGACGCCGCACUGGAUUCCCUCGCAGACGCCACAGACAUCAAACAGACUGUGCAAACCAUAAUGGCCGAGCCAAUGGCUGAAUUGAAACAGGAGGAGCAGCAUGAACAGAAGCAACAGCAGGAGUUCGAGUUGGAGGUGGAGCAGCAGCAGCUGGCCGAAGCUCAAGAUGGCGACACAAUGGCGCAUAAUGAGGAAACGGAAAUGCCGCUGCCAGACAGCGACAGUCAUAAUGCGUCGCAGCCCGAGUCCUUGGAAGCCAUUGAAAACUUCGGCGACGCAUUGGAUGAUGAGUUGGCCGCGCCACAAUCAGAGCAGCUGUACAGGGAACGCGAGGAGCUGGAGUCCUCAGACGAUGAAGAUGAGCGUGCAACGCCCGUCGAGAUGAGCGAGACCUUUAACGAUGAAUGGGCGACAUUGGACGAAGAUGCGGCAGCCGUUGCAGCUGCAGAUCCCGACAACGAUUUGAAUAAUGACAUUGACACCUACGAGAACUUUGCCCCCGUGGAUCUCUCCAAUGAUAUUGCCGUCAACGAUCUGGCCGCCGCCAAUCCCAACCAUCCAUAUAAUCCAGACGCCGAGCUGAUUGAGCUGCCCGCCGCUAGCCAAACGAUGGCCAAAUUUGAGAAAUUAUCUCUGUUGCCGCCAACACCGACGACGACGCUGAUGAAGUGAAGGCCCCAGCUCAAUUAGCCUAGUUAUCUAAUCUUAAGUGUCUUAGCCUUGUAAGUCAUCAUUUUCAUUGCUCUCGAAUUUAAUUCUAAGCAUGCCCUAAGAGCAGCGCAAUACCUUAGGCGAGAUGAAAGAGUGCCCAUUAAAUUAUUAUCAAUAUUUGCAGUAAGUACGAGUUAUAAUGCAUCCACCACAAGUAUGCUAAUAUGUUUAUUGAUCGAAAAAAUA